UUUCCAAGCCAGCACCUUAUUGGGAAGGAACAGCAGUAAUCAAUGGAGAGUUUAAAGAGCUGAAAUUAACAGAUUAUCAAGGAAAAUAUCUUGUCUUCUUCUUCUACCCUCUUGACUUCACAUUUGUGUGUCCAACUGAAAUUAUCGCCUUCAGUGACAGAAUUGAAGAAUUCAGAGCAAUAAACACUGAAGUGGUAGCAUGUUCUGUUGACUCACAGUUCACUCACUUAGCAUGGAUUAAUACGCCACGAAAACAAGGAGGACUUGGACCAAUGAAGAUCCCACUCCUUUCAGAUUUGACCCACCAGAUUUCAAAGGAUUAUGGAGUAUAUCUGGAGGACCAAGGGCACACACUUCGAGGCCUUUUCAUUAUUGAUGAUAAGAGGGUCCUUCGACAGAUAACAAUGAAUGACCUUCCCGUCGGCAGAUCAGUGGAUGAAACACUUCGUCUAGUACAAGCAUUCCAGUACACUGACAAACAUGGAGAAGUUUGCCCUGCUGGUUGGAAACCUGGCAGUGAGACAAUCAAACCUGAAGAUGCCAUGAGAGCGUGGUGGCCAAGACAAGAGCUAUAAUCCCAGAUCCAGCUGGAAAACUGAAGUAUUUUGAUAAACUAAACUGAAACUUGCUUCUACUGCGCUACACAAGUCACAUGCAACUUCAAUGGUCAAUAAAAUUACAUUAAUUUUGUUAUUUCCA
Messenger RNA from Trachemys scripta elegans, 699 nucleotides. RefSeq names its product peroxiredoxin 4 (gene PRDX4). Gene Ontology annotation, molecular function: thioredoxin peroxidase activity. Gene Ontology annotation, biological process: hydrogen peroxide catabolic process; response to oxidative stress; cell redox homeostasis. Lineage: Eukaryota; Metazoa; Chordata; Testudines; Emydidae. Gene Ontology annotation, cellular component: endoplasmic reticulum; cytosol. The record is from RefSeq and is a predicted model, not a curated record.